GCAUGACAGGGGUCUGAUCCCAGUGGGUGGUGAAGUCGGGAAAGAGGGAAGAACGCCUCUCCGCAAUGCGCAUGACAGAAAAGCGGCUUCUUCUACCGCCUAGGGUGCCCCAAUAUUGUGGGGGAAGGAACAGAGCAAAAGGAGGCGUGGUGUAAAAAGUGGGGCGGUGCUUUGAGGAAGAACGGCUUAAAAGACGCUCCCAGGAUUUUGGCGCCAAAUGGUUAGCGUUUACAAGCAAAUUGUUUCAUCGGUGACUCAGGACCUCAAUUGACACAGAACUGGUUUCAAGUACAGGAAAAAGAUGUGGCCCUACCAUCAAUUACCAGUGGAACUCCAGGAACUGGUUAAGAAGUCAGAGUACCCCAGGUGAGCACAAAGCUGAGAACAGCUGCAUUGAAAUGAAGGGACUAACACUAGAAUCACCGCCUCACCAUGCCCCUCGUUGGAAGAAACAGAAAGGCACACGAUGCUGUAAGCUAUGGCAGAUGCCCAGGGCACGUGGGGUUGAAUAAUGCUGUUUGGAGUCAAACACUGAGACUCCGCAGUCACACAGUGAUUCAUUUACAGAGCUUUACUAAACUACGGGCACUCAGAAAUAGACAAACUGUUCUUGCCUCAACCGAACCAAAGGCCCAGCGGGCCUCGAAAAAGCUCAGCCAGGUGCUUUGGGAGGCCGCGAGGAGGAAGAAGGAUCCGUGGAAGGAAGCACGUUCACACCACGGCACUGAGGCCUCUGGGCCGAGCUAUAAUUUAAAGCAUGAAACGAAGGGGUCAUAGAUUCUGACUAAUGCUGACCAUUUCCAUCGGUUACCCAGUUGAAUCUCAUGUCGACACUAGGAAAUCGACUUUAUACAUGCUCUUUAGGAAACGAGGGACGCAGGAUGAAAGAAGCCAAGAGUGUCGCCAGGGCUUGCGCCAGCGCCGUCAGACUCCCGGGAUGGGGGAGCUCCAGGGCCCGGCGUCAGCGGAUUCACGGAGAAGGAGAAAAGCCCCACUGCCGUGCAGAAGCCUAGGCCCGGGUGAGACGCCUGCGAAGGCUGCCAGCAGCGGAAGAGAAGGGGCGUCCUCCGUGCUGCGCAGCACUCGCCCGCGGUAGGUGGGCGCGGAGCUCAGAGCUGGAAGCCAAACGCAAACGCUGGCGAGAAGCCCCAGCCCCCUCCGCCAGCCCACUCGCUGCGGGGAGGGGUUUCUCACGCCCCCAGCUCCUGGGAGACUGCACCGGAGGUCGGAAGUAAGCGGGACGAGGAUGAAUCAUCCCGCCUAACUCCUCCUUCCCGGUCCCCUAGCCUCCGCACGCCGGCCCCCUUCAGAGAUCAUGCAGCCGCGAGCGAAGACUGCCCUAUCCUCAGACUCUACCGAACCCCCUGUGGCCUGCGGAGACGAGGAGACGGAUGGGUCUGGUGGCCAAUGAGAGCUUCGAUCUCUUGCCCCCCGCCCAAUGGGCCGCUGCUCAUGGGCCGGGGCGGGACUAGGAGGGCAGGUAGGGGCGGUCCGGGCUGGCGCGCGGCGCGGUGGCUACGCGGCUGCGGCUCACAGAGCUAGCGCCUCUCCGGGUGUCCGUGCCAGUGCUGCGCGGGAAGGCACCACCACCACAGCCGCCGCCGCUGGCCAGGGUGCUGGCAAGACGGGCCCGUCGGCCACCUCGCCAGCUCAGGCACCCGCUGCAGCCGUCGCUGUCUCCUCCCAGACCGGUCCCCAUGGAGGAGAUGGAAGAGGAGUUGAAAUGCCCGGUGUGCGGCUCCUUCUAUCGGGAGCCCAUCAUCCUGCCCUGCUCUCACAAUUUGUGUCAGGCGUGCGCCCGCAACAUCCUGGUGCAGACCCCAGAGUCUGAAUCCCCCCAGAGCCAUCGGGCCGCGGGCUCCGGGGUCUCCGACUAUGACUAUCUGGACCUGGACAAGAUGAGCCUAUACAGCGAGGCGGACAGCGGCUAUGGCUCCUACGGGGGGUUCGCCAGCGCCCCCACUACCCCGUGCCAGAAGUCCCCCAACGGCGUCCGCGUGUUUCCCCCGGCUAUGCCGCCACCGGCCACCCACUUGUCACCGGCCCUGGCCCCGGUGCCCCGCAACUCCUGUAUCACCUGCCCCCAGUGUCACCGCAGCCUCAUCCUGGAUGACCGGGGGCUCCGCGGUUUCCCCAAGAAUCGCGUACUGGAAGGGGUAAUUGACCGCUACCAGCAGAGCAAAGCCGCGGCCCUCAAGUGCCAGCUCUGCGAGAAGGCGCCCAAGGAAGCCACCGUCAUGUGCGAACAGUGCGAUGUCUUCUACUGCGAUCCGUGCCGCCUGCGCUGCCACCCGCCCCGGGGGCCCCUAGCCAAGCACCGACUGGUGCCCCCGGCCCAGGGUCGUGUGAGCCGGAGGCUGAGCCCACGCAAGGUCUCCACCUGCACAGACCACGAGCUGGAGAACCACAGCAUGUACUGCGUGCAAUGCAAGAUGCCCGUGUGCUACCAGUGCUUGGAGGAGGGCAAACACUCCAGCCACGAAGUCAAGGCUCUGGGGGCCAUGUGGAAACUACAUAAGAGCCAGCUCUCCCAGGCGCUGAACGGACUGUCAGACAGGGCCAAAGAAGCCAAGGAGUUUCUGGUACAGCUGCGCAACAUGGUCCAGCAGAUCCAGGAGAACAGUGUGGAGUUUGAAGCCUGUCUGGUGGCCCAAUGUGAUGCCCUCAUCGAUGCCCUCAACAGAAGAAAAGCCCAGCUGCUGGCCCGUGUCAACAAGGAGCAUGAGCACAAGCUGAAGGUGGUUCGAGAUCAGAUCUCUCACUGCACAGUGAAAUUGCGCCAGACCACAGGUCUCAUGGAGUACUGCUUGGAGGUGAUUAAGGAAAAUGAUCCUAGUGGCUUUUUGCAGAUUUCUGACGCCCUCAUAAGAAGAGUGCACCUGACUGAGGAUCAGUGGGGUAAAGGCACACUCACUCCAAGGAUGACCACGGACUUUGACUUGAGUCUGGACAACAGCCCUCUGCUGCAAUCCAUCCACCAGCUCGAUUUUGUGCAAGUGAAAGCUUCCUCUCCAGUCCCAGCAACCCCAAUCCUACAGCUGGAGGAAUGUUGUACCCACAACAACAGCGCUACGUUGUCCUGGAAACAGCCACCUCUGUCCACGGUGCCCGCCGAUGGAUACAUUCUGGAGCUGGAUGAUGGCAACGGUGGUCAAUUCCGGGAGGUGUAUGUGGGGAAGGAGACAAUGUGCACUGUGGAUGGUCUUCACUUCAACAGCACAUACAACGCUCGGGUCAAGGCCUUCAACAAAACAGGAGUCAGCCCGUACAGCAAGACCCUGGUCCUCCAAACGUCUGAGGACACAGAUUCAGAAGAACAGACCCUCCCUUUUCCAGUGCCUUCGGAAAGAUUGCCGCUCCGUAGAAUGAGUCCUUUCUCCUCCACCCUUAAUCUACAACCCAGCUUCCCCGGGAGAUCCUACUUUGAUUUCCGAUCCUCACCCCACCAGCUGAGCUUGCAUUCCUCUUUACAGUCUCUCAAUGCACCGGGAUGCAAUUUUGAGACACAAUCUGCACCUUACUCUCAAUUAGUUGACAUUAAAAAGCUGUUGGCAGUGGCCUGGUUUGCUUUCGACCCUGGCUCGGCGCACUCGGACAUCAUCCUCUCCAAUGACAACCUGACAGUGACCUGUAGUAGCUAUGAUGACCGGGUGGUGCUAGGGAAGACUGGCUUCUCCAAGGGCGUCCACUACUGGGAGCUCACGGUAGAUCGCUAUGACAACCACCCUGAUCCUGCCUUUGGUGUGGCUCGCAUGGACGUGAUGAAGGAUGUGAUGUUAGGAAAAGACGACAAAGCUUGGGCAAUGUAUGUGGACAAUAACCGGAGCUGGUUCAUGCACAACAACUCGCACACCAACAGAACUGAGGGAGGGAUCACAAAAGGGGCCACAGUUGGGGUCCUCCUCGACUUAAAUAGAAAAAACUUGACAUUUUUUAUCAACGAUGAACAGCAAGGUCCCAUAGCAUUUGAUAACGUGGAGGGCCUGUUCUUCCCUGCGGUCAGCCUGAACAGGAACGUGCAGGUAAGCACCCUGCCCCUGAGGUUAAACAGCUGUUGCUGGCUACCGGUUCAAAGGCUGCCCAGGGCCGUUCAAUCCAACCAGACAGAGGGAAGCUGACAGCGUAAGGCCCAGACCAAGACAUGAAGGAGAGGAGGAGAGAAAGGGAUCAGCGCUGACAACUUAUAUUAUUCCAUGCCAAGCAUAAGCACCUUCUUUAUACUUGGACACAGACUAGUUAAUAGCACAUAGGAAACUAGAAUUCUCUUCAUGGUUGGCUAAUGAUCAUUUCUGUAGCUCUAGUUUCACCUCUAAAUAGAAAUGAAAGCCUUUAACCAACUGGCAUGAAAACAAAUGGAAUGACUUAACAAAGCUCAGGAGUGCCUGAGAAGAGGUGAGGGUGUAAGACUGAAGCAUUAGUAUCGUUAUCAGAAAAUCUGAGCAUUUUCUCUGCACUCUUGUUUGGCUCUGUUAGGUCCUAAGGGGUAGAAAACAUAGUCCUACCUACAACUUAGUUAAUUAUUACUUAUUAUAGAAUAAAACAACAGCUUCUCAUUUAUUCAUUCAGCAAAUAUCUAUAGAAUGCCUUUAAUGUGCCAGGCACAGUUAUAAGUGUUUGGGAUACAUCAGUGAAAAAAAAAAAAAAAAAACAGAUAAAAUCUUGCCUUCAUAGAACUUACAUCUUAGUGAUAGGAGACAGACAAUAAAUAAUAAGCAUAAUUACAGUGUUAAUCAGAUGGUGUGUCAGAAGGUGUUUAGUGCAGUGGAGAAAAGACCAAGGGCCCAUGAGUACUGUGGUUGGGAAGGGCAGCCGCAGUCUUAAAUAGGAUGGUCAGCGUAGGUAGGGCUUAUCGCAGUUACCGGUGAGCUGAGCCUUAAAGGAGUGAGGGAGUGAGUUGCGUGGAGCCUUCCAGACAGAGGGAACAGCCUGUGCACAGUUUCUAAGGCAUGAGGGGCCUUGCAUGGGCAAGGAAUGGUGGAGAGACUCUUGGGCUGGGGCCUGGAAGGGGGACCAGAGCCAUGCAUGGGGGAAGAGCUGUGCCCUGCCAGCCACUGUCAGGACUUAGGGUUUCACUUCCCUCCUGAGCUGGGCAUCUCAUUAACAACUAUGAGCCUCAUUCCACAAAUGGUUGUCUUAAGAUAAGGCUUGAGAAUUACUGAUGACUUUUGCCCUAUCCAGAACCAGCCUUGGAAACUAUUUAUCAAAAUUCAUUGUUGUGUUUCAGUAUGUGCAGUAACAUUGAUUGCAAACUAGCAGCCCCUGCCCUUCUCUCUUCCUGCAAGGAGAUGGGGUUUUCUAGAAGGCUGGAAUCUAAUCUUUCAGAGUUCAGCCUCUACACUUUAAGAAAGAAAACCAUAAAUUACCCUAGAAGCGAGUCUCAGAAAAACCCCAUUCAAGGUUUUUCACAUUAGCCAUUUCCCUUUCAAAGAAUAUUAUACUAGAUGCUCUUCAGGGGUUUUCAGGACCUUCUGAUUAUCUAUUGAUAAAGACUCUUGGGCUGGAGAAGACAGGGACAAGAACUGCAUGAAAUGGUUCUAGUUUUAUCCAUAGCUAUCCAUCAAGGUUUGGGGAUACACAGAAAUUGGUGAAAUAGUAUAAUGCCAUGUUUUUUCACAACUGGCAAUCAUCUAUGCGACCCCAGAAAGAAAUGUUUGCCCUAAUUACAAUAACUGGCGGACAAGUAAUAAGGGAAGUGCUGUCUCUGCGAAUCUGUCCUCUAUCCAUGGAUUUGGCAGUGGUCACUGUGGUGUGGCCAGUAGGCUCCUCUAUCUGAAAACCAAGGCCUGUGUCUUCAGUUAUAAGGAAUACAAUCUCCCCGGAAUCCUUUAAAAGAGGCAGGUGACUAAGAACCAUAUAAUCAAAUGUCACCAGGAUUUGAGAGCCCGCCAUGGUGAGCAGCCUCUUACCAUAGGCAGGAUUCUUCUUGAAUUCCGUUUAAUACCUGCUAGCCUAGAUAUUUAAAGAGAAGCAAACAGAACACUUUUUGAGUUAGGGACACACCCACGGUACACUGUGUAAAGGGACAGGGGGAUGCACGAUGCCUCUCAGGACUCACAGUCUCAUUCCCCAGGUCACGCUGCACACCGGGCUCCCAGUCCCUGACUUCUACUCCAGCAGAGCAUCAAUAGCCUAAGGAUGUGCCGUGGAGGCGCCAGCUGCCUGUUCUUACCUCCGCCUGCGAGAGCCACAGCAAGGAGCUCAGCCAGCCAUGGUGGGGUGCAGAGUUGGCAGGAGUGGGAGAAGGAGGAGAGAAAAGCUGGUCCUCUGCAGUCUUCACACCCACAGCUCUGCCCUUUUCCCUUUCAACCUCUCCUCUGCUGUCAUGCCUGCUUCCGCUUCCAUGUCCAACAAUUCUAACCAACAAAGGACCUAGACAGCCCACCAAGUCACUUGGUUCCCACUCCCAGAUUUUGCUUUUAUUUAACUUAAUUUUUUAUGUAGGUGAGUUAUAUUUUCUUUCUUUUCUGAUCAGGUUAUUGGUGACUUACUGGACUGGCACUGCCAGGAGAAAAUUCUCCUGCUAACUUUUUUUCUUAAGCUUUCUGUCAAACAAUGAGGUUAUAGGGGGAGGUAGGGAAGAAUGAGCUGAAUUUGUAGCAUACAGCUUACCUCCUAGAAUGUUCUUGCCCUCUUACCUCUCCUGUAGCGUUAGCUCUGCAGAGCUAAGCUUUGGGAGAAUGAAUCUAUCACUGAGAAGUUUUACUACUCAUUGAAGCACAAAAAUAUCUGCUACACAGGUUCACAUCAGGGUAGGAUCGUUAGGAUGGCUCUAUAAUUAGGAUAGGCCAGAACCCUGGCCACUGUAUAAAAUUGGAAAGUCUCUAAGACACAGGCAAACCAGGGGACUUAAUGAUUUGGUUCGUUUAUUUAAUAAAAGCUUUUAAUUGAGAACCUACUAUUGACCAGGCACUGUUCAAGACACUAGAACAUUAUGUUCUAGACACUGUGGGGACACAGUGGUGAACAGACAGGCAUAGUCUCUGCCCUUCGGAGCUUAUAUUCCAGUAGGAGAAAAAGCAAAAAUAAAAUAAUUAUAAAUGGUCAUAUGUACUAGAAAGGAAAUGGGCAAGGGUCAAAGAGACUCAUGGGCAAGAUCUUUCAGGCUUCCUAGAAUGAUGCUAAAAAUCCACACAUUCUGGCCAUAGCACCAGAAAUGUACCAACUCAAUGCCUUUUCAGCUGCGCUAUUUAAUUAUGGUACCUGCUGCCACUCAUCACAGAGCCCUUCUUGGUAGAAAUGAUGUCAGCAUUCUUAUUUGCUGAUGCUGCUAUGAUACCACGCCUUAAAAAUUGACAGUUGAAAAUAAAGAGUGACCAGAGGGCAAAGGACCCAUUCUCAGUAAUGGGAGAUCUUGAGUUGCAGUCCACAGCAUUCACAUUCUCAGGAUAAACACGCUUGUCUCCAUAUAUACUAUCUGUGCCUGUUAUGAAUGAAAAAUCCAUCCACUCUGCUGCCAUUCACAGCCUAAUUUUCUGGAGUAGUCCAAACAAUGUUUGGAAAAACAUGGGAUUGUAUGUCAUUACUAUGACUGAUAGCAGAAUAAUAAUGCAUCUUACUUCUAUAUAGAGAUAGACUUACAUAGGUUACCCUUGAAAUUCAUUAGUUUGUCAUAAAGUUUUAGGAAAGGUAGGACCCGGAAAGAAGUUCUAAUUAGUUGUCUAAAUAUUUUUCAGUGAGCCAAGAAAUUCACCAUGAAAAAACAAGAAUAACAAAUAGAAGGGAAGAGAUAGGAUGGGAAAGCUAACAAAUCAAAGUUUUGGCAAAAAGGAAUAUAUGUAAAUAGCUAAUUAUUUACUUUUGUGCUUACUUUAUUUAGAUUAUUUCUAUCAGUUACAAUCUUUUUCUAGUUAAGUGUACCUAAUUUAUGGAAUGGGUGCUAUCCUGUUUAUGUGUGUCUUGGUUUUUCUUGGCUACAGAAAAACUGUUGCAGGGCAACACUAGUUUGAUAUUUGAUUUACUCUCCAAUGAGACUCAAUGGCUGGGCCGUGGUAGACUCAUAGUUCCUCUUGUUCCUCAUUAAAUUCAUCCUGCUAAUUAGAUUUCUAGUGACUUGUAACAUGUAGUUUACACUGAAUUGCAAUUACAGAUGCAUACAACUACUAUACUAGAAAAAAUUGUCAUUUCUGGUGUGCCAAUAAAUGAUUUUUAUGAGAGAAUAAAA
Messenger RNA from Pan troglodytes (chimpanzee), 8161 nucleotides. RefSeq names its product tripartite motif containing 9 (gene TRIM9). The transcript has 15 exons. Gene Ontology annotation, molecular function: zinc ion binding; protein binding. The coding region runs from base 1698 to 4118 and encodes 806 amino acids. Gene Ontology annotation, cellular component: cytoplasm. NCBI's taxonomy places the organism in Eukaryota, Metazoa, Chordata, Mammalia, Primates, Hominidae. The record is from RefSeq and is a predicted model, not a curated record.